CCUCCUUCCUCGUCUUCCCAACGCUACUUUUCUUCUGCGGAUUUCUCGCCGGCGGCGUGCUUCGAGUGCAGCGUCACGUCUCUUCCUAUUAUUAGUGUGUGAAGAGGCAGCAGAAGGAUUCAGAGCCUUUACAGUUUUCUCUCUCGGCCUCGUUAGGAAACGCUAUGGAAGGGGAAAUGGAAGUGGUAUUGGAGGGUGAAAAAGAUUUUCGCUGUUCUGAGUUUGAUGUUGAUUACGAGUUUGAUGCCCCGAGGUAUUUUGAAUUGGGGAGGGAGGAGUUGCAGCAUGAGGCUCAGCAGGCGGAGUUCUGGUUUGAAACAGCCGGGAACUACGCUCCUUCUCCUUUGCUAGUCAAGAUAAGUUUUGGCAAGAAAGGAAAGCAGGAGAACAUAGAUGCAAAUUUUAAUAUCAGGGAUGUGCAUUCUCUUGAUGCUCAAAUGUGUGUGUAUGCUUGCCCUGAUUCGUCUCUUUGUGGAAGCUUAGCAGGACGUGCAUAUGAUACUUGCCCACUAAAAGAUCUUCCAAAUGAUAAUCAACACGCUGCUUUGGACGGGACAGUUUCUAGUAAUCCAUGUUUUAUGAAGCCAACUACAAGCCAAUUGGCUACACAAAAUUUAGUGCCGAGGAGUGCUGGCUGGUCGGUGUUUCAGAGGCCAGUAACCGCACAAAGUCGAAGCUCUGAAGACCCAAUACAUGGUUUGCUUCAUGCUGACAAAAGGCAAAAAUUAGCUGAAGGUCAUGCAUGCAAGGUUGUUGGCCACAAUGCAACAAAGUGAUCUAUUGCACAAGAGUUCAAAUAAGGAGUGUUUUGUUAAUUGCAAUUCUCACCUUGCAAAGAUGAGACUAACAAUUCCUAAAGAACCUGUCCUGGAAACAGCCCGGCGGGCAAAAAACUUUAGAGCUCACAGAACUGAUAACUCAGAUUGUAAGAAGCCAGCACAUCUACAUUCAAAGCUCUUCCAUUGAACAGAAAAAUUCUAGAAGCUCCCUCAUUGUCUUUUCCCCAGAAGAGCACGCCAAAGUUGCCUAUAUUUCAGGAGUUCAAAUUGAAGACAUCUGAGAGAGCUAUGCUGCGUUCACUGGCUACUAGAACAUCAUUGGCACGUUACAUAAACUCAAAUUUUAGGAUUUUAACCAAAUAGUUCUUAUUACUCAUAAUGCAUAUCACCAGACAGCCAUAUGCAUGCACUAGUAAACUCGUUUUGUAUUAAUAAUUGGGAAAUUUACAUACAUA
Messenger RNA from Phalaenopsis equestris, 1234 nucleotides. RefSeq lists its product as uncharacterized. Gene Ontology annotation, molecular function: protein kinase activator activity; microtubule binding. The record is from RefSeq and is a predicted model, not a curated record. Gene Ontology annotation, cellular component: nuclear microtubule; mitotic spindle. Lineage: Eukaryota; Viridiplantae; Streptophyta; Magnoliopsida; Asparagales; Orchidaceae. The transcript is spliced from 9 exons. Gene Ontology annotation, biological process: mitotic spindle assembly; regulation of mitotic spindle organization; activation of protein kinase activity. Bases 165 to 776 code for a protein of 203 amino acids.